AUGCGCCAUUUAUUUAUUUCUCCCUUCUUCCAACGUCUUCGGACAUCCGUCUCGUUUCUCUGCGUCUCCCCAAUUUCGUCCUCUCUCCCGCCCACCUCGCAUCGUUUAUUCUCGUCAACAAUCGCAGUGUCGGCAAGAAAGAAAAUGCCACUUCUCACGGAAUCCGAGCGAAAUGAUCAACUUUCGGGCUUGAAAUCCGCCGGAUGGAAACUCGUCGAAGGACGUGACGCUAUUCAAAAGGAAUUUCAGUUCAAAGAUUUCAAUGAGGCAUUCGGAUUCAUGACUCGCGUCGGGCUGAAAGCGGAACAGAUGAACCAUCAUCCAGAGUGGUUCAACGUUUAUAAUAAGGUCGAUAUCACUCUUUCCACUCACGACUGCGGAGGCUUGUCGCAGAAUGAUGUCAAAUUGGCCACUUUCAUCGAAACUGUCGCCAAGAAGUGA
Caenorhabditis remanei is the source of this 441-nucleotide messenger RNA. RefSeq lists its product as uncharacterized. The transcript has 3 exons. Gene Ontology annotation, biological process: tetrahydrobiopterin biosynthetic process. The coding region runs from base 1 to 441 and encodes 146 amino acids. The record is from RefSeq and is a predicted model, not a curated record. Lineage: Eukaryota; Metazoa; Nematoda; Chromadorea; Rhabditida; Rhabditidae. Gene Ontology annotation, molecular function: 4-alpha-hydroxytetrahydrobiopterin dehydratase activity.